CGCCCCGGCUUUUCGCCGCUCCCGUAGCCGCCGCCGCCGCCGCCCCGCUCCGCUCCGCCAUGGCCUCUGAGCCGGCCCCGGCCGCCGAGCAGCCCCCCGAGCAGCCCCCCGAGCCGCCCGCCGAGGCCGCCGAGCACCGGGCGCUGGUGCUGACGGGCUUCGGGGGGUACGAGAAGCUGAAGGUGCAGACGCGGCGCUGCGGGUCCCCGGCGCCCGGCGAGGUCUCGGUGCGGGUCCGAGCCUGCGGGCUCAAUUUCGCCGAUCUGCUGGGGCGGCAGGGGCUCUACGACCGGUUACCGGCGCCGCCCGUCUGCCCCGGCAUGGAGUGCGCCGGUACCGUCCGGGCCCUCGGGGACGGCGUCAGCGACCGGCAGGUUGGUGAUAAGGUAAUGGUCCUGGCUAGGUCAGGGCUCUGGCAAGAAGUGGUGAACGUGCCAGCCAAUCAGACUUUCCUGAUGCCCGAGGGGAUGAGCUUCGAGGAAGCGGCUGCUCUUCUUGUCAACUACAUCACUGCCUACAUGAUCCUGUUCGACUUUGGAAACCUCAGACCCAACCAGAGCGUCCUUAUCCACAUGGCUGCAGGUGGCGUGGGAACUGCUGCCAUCCAGCUGUGCAAGACCAUAGAAAACGUCACCAUUUUUGGCACAGCAUCCGCCUCCAAGCACGAGUCGCUCAAGGAAAGAGGAGUCACUCACCCCAUUGACUACAGAACCACGGAUUAUGCAGAGGAGGUCCGGAAAAUCUCUCCCAAAGGUGUUGACAUUGUCUUGGAUCCCCUUGGAGGAGCCGACACAUCCAAAGCAUUCAACCUGUUGAAGCCAAUGGGCAAAGUCAUCACUUAUGGAGUAGCAAACCUGCUCACAGGGCAGAAGAAGAACCUCGUGGCUAUGGCUAAAACCUGGUGGAACCAGUUCAGCAUCAACGCUUUGCAGCUCCUACACCAUAAUAAGGCCGUGUGUGGCUACCACCUGGGAUAUAUGAAUGAAGAGGUUGAGCUUAUCAGCGGUGUUGUAGCCAAGCUGGUUAACCUGUACAGUCAAGGCAAAAUCAAGCCCAAAAUAGACUCCGUAUGGCCCUUUGAUCAGGUGGCCGAUGCCAUGAGGCAGAUGCAAGAGAAGAAGAACAUUGGAAAGGUCAUCCUGGUUCCUGAAGCACCCAAGGAAGAAUCCAAAAAAGAAGAGAACUAAGGAGAAGAGCUUCGUGCAGAUUGUGAAUUCAUGGUUUAACUCCCUGAUCUCUUUGGGACCUGGAAAUGGACAGAUCAGUAGCUUCCAUCUUCACCAGUACAAGAGCAUCGUGGUUGAAGUUCAGAUGAGGUUUGCAUGCUGUCGUUGUGACUGACCCUUUGCCAGAUAUGCCUCCUGCCCUCACUCUGUGUUCUGACACCUCUUUAUUUCAUACAUUUUCCUAACCACUGUUUUUUCCACUGAAUUUUCAAACUAACCUUCUUUUUCCCUGGCAGCGCAGCUGAAGCUUCUGGGCAGUUGGUGACUAACGACUGCGUAGUCCAUCCCUGUAAAGUCCAAGCGUAACGUAUAACAACUGCCAAGUGUCUCCACAGAAGCUGAGCUGUAGCAUUUGUGCUGUCGCCUUUGAGAAGCUCGUUCAGCAGGAGAACGGGCCAACCUGAGGAGGUUUCCUCCUCAGCCGAAAGAAAAGCGCGGCUGGUCUAGUUUAAUCCUAGCACGGGCUGCUCCUCUGGUCGCGCUAACUUCUCUCUGCUUCCGUAGACCUCUAACACCAGUCAAUAGCAACUAGUCACGUUGGCUUUAACUUGUAAGUAACCAUCCUGGUGUGCUGGAGUCUGUCGAGUAUUGCACUUGGUUUGCAGUCACUUCUCCGUGCAGUCAGCAAAUAACCCAACUGGUUGGGCUGUGUCUGAACGCAGAAGAAAUUAGGUAACUCGAUCGUGUCCAUUUUCUGAUUAGGUAACUCGAUCAUGUCCAUUUUCUGAUUCCAAACUGCGUAGGGAGAUCUAAACUGUGUCUGAUUUUUAGAGACCAUAAGGACUCAACUGUGUCUCAAAUGACUGGAACAAUUGAUGUUGGCUCUGUGCUUUAUUAAUGUUGGGCUCCAAGUCGGUAUUGUUAAGGCUAAACUUCACCCUCGUGUUUAUAUUUCCAAGGGCUGCAGUGUUGAAGCAGACUUCAGCAAGAUGGGAACAACAGAAAUCCCUGUGCUUGCUGUGAGCUGGGGAGGUGUUGCAGUUUGGGAAUUAACUUGCAAGAGCCGGUCCUGUAAGGCUGUUCUCCAGGAGCCUGGGCUGGCUCGGUCUGGCACGGCACUCCUCAAAACUAUCGCCAAGUUAGCAGUGUAGAUGGUGAACUGCCCAGCUCUCUGUCAAGCCUCUUGCCCUGGGCAUCUUAAGCAGUUUAAAUCCUGCUUUUCCCUUCUCCCGUAGGUAUCCGCUCCUUAGGUAUCUGCUCACACCACCUCUCGCCUCAUGGCUCAGUGCUGCAGGAGUCUUGACUCUUCUUCCCCUGAAAAUGCAAGUCUUGGAGACCCUUGGGCUCCCUCCCAGCACCCAGGGCUUAGGCGUUGCCGGGGCGGUGCUCCUCUCAGACCAGAACUCUUGUUUUUCUUCCUGUUUUUUUUUUUCCAUGCAUUUGCAAACGGAGCUAUGCAGAGAUCCAAGCCCAGUUCCAUGAGCACUUGGCUGGUGCCCCACCUCCUGCUGGACCCCGUUUUCAACCCUGUGCGACCGUGGUGCUGUUUGUGCUUGAGGUUUUGUUGUGGGCUGUAGGUGCUGUGGGCUUUUUAGGCUUCGUUUUGGGUUCGAAAAGGUAAACCUGAGGGCACCAAGAAGAGCUACCCAUUGCGGAAGAGCUCAGGCUCCAGGAGCAAAACCUUGCGACUUGAAGUCCUGCUUAACCAAAGCCCAAGGAGAGAAGGUGACUGCUGGGCAAAGGGCCUUGUAGAUGAAGGCUCUCUGCUGCUGGAGAGCAGCCAAGCGAUGUGCAGGACCGGAGGCUUCUUCCUUGGCCAACUCCAGCCUCCAGUGGGGCUCCGCUCUGUCAGUGCAGGUUCUAUUUCAGGUGCUUGGGCUCUGUCCCCAGUUCUUUAGAAAUGCGUAGGCACAGGCUAUAUGGGACUCACCUUGGGUACCUUUUAAGUAAUUCAAACAACCCCGUUCCCUCGGAGAGCUGGAGCCCUCCUGCAGAUCCUUGUCGUUCCAUCUCUUGCACUUGAGAGACCUUGAACUUCCUAAAGGUGGUCUGGUGGAACACUCAAGCACAACUUUUUAACCUUUCUGAAUCCAAAAAUCGUGCCGCUUCUCCUCUCAGCCUGCCCUGUUGUGCUAAUUCAGAUUAAAUCCAACGGUGUCUAAUGCUGCUUUACCAGGUCUGGCAACAGAAAGACUGUCUCAGUUGCUGAAAUGGGGAGUCUGGACCUGUUCCUCCAAAUAACCGCACUUCACCUUGGUGCAAGAGCAGCGCGCUCAACUGGCACACAACCCUGCACACCUUCAGGUUCUGCACACAAGUAGAGAGGGAAAGCUAUCAAAUUGUGUUUCACAGUAACGUCCUCUCCUUGCUUUACUCUCGGCGAAGCACGUGCUCAGUGCCUUACUUGGAUGGCCUUGGAUCGGGCAGCGUAGCCGGGCUCUCGCAGUCUGUCCCUCCCGAGGCAGCGUGAAGGAGGAAAGCGGGAGUCUCGCAGCUUCCCGCAGGACACCUCUGAUGUGCCGCCUCGCGGCACGCCACAAAAACCAAUAUCAGUGCCUUCUUCUACGUGCCUGUAAGGACUAGGAAGUCACUGGAGCCUUUUCCAUUCUGGCCUUUCAAAGUAUUGCCAAAAAACCUGUCGUGAAUCUUGCUAGCGCUGUGUUGUGAAUGCUGGUGAUGUAGUCCGACUUACUGUGAAUCAGAUGCUCCCUUUCCAUGUAUUACAGCCUUUCCAGGGCCAUCCUGGUGGUUCUGUGGUCCACACUCCAGAGGAGCUGUUGUAGAGCCCUUUUCUGCCCCAGGGCAGCUGCUUGGCUCCAGCCAGCCCUUGAGUGAGGCUUUAGCUGCUGCCCCAGCCUUAGCCCUUGGAAAAAUCCAGGCUUUUGACUCUCUUUGUGUAGCUGCUUGUGUUAUCUUCUGCCUACACAUUCCCAAAGCCCUUAUCAGGGCACGAGUGCUAAGCAGUUUGUGUCUGCUAGAGUUUAGCACUGACUGUUCUACGUCCCUUGGUAGCAGCAAUGUUUUCUGCAGAGACCAAGAUUAAAUGUAACUGUGCUCUUCGCUGCCUCACGAUCAAUGCUUUGCUCUGCAUGGUUGGAUGUUUUUUUGGGUUUUGGGGUUUAUUUUAGGUUUAUUUUUAAAUAGACAAAUAUUUUAUGGGCCAGUCAGCGUAGAACCUCUCUAAACCAACUUCAAGUGUCUUAACUCAACCAGCAGGUUUGUAUACUAAGGACCAAAGCAGGGAGAAAAAAAAAACCAACCAAACAAAAACCCUGGGAUAAAAAUCAUUUCACUCAACAUCCUUUUAACUUUUUAGGGCAAAGCUAUUGAGGAAAUGGGAGAUUCCGGUGCUGAAAUAGUGUGUUCCAGUGAUGAGGACUGCAGUUCAAUGUUCAUUUUGCCGAUUGUCUGAUCCAAAGGUUGCGCCGGAGGGGUCCGAGAAAGCGUAAGGAGCUCAUGGGUGUCCCUGCCCCUUACCCUGUGCCGUGGGGCGCGGCUCACGCAGGCUGUGUGAGUGCUAUUCCUGGGUCAGUCGCCUUCCCAGACUGGUGCUGCUGGUCUUGGACAAAAUACAGCUCCUUUGCUAUCACCAGGCAGCUUUUGCCGUGUUUGCGCCUCCGGUUCCUCUCCAGCUCGGUUGCGUUGCACGCCAACAGCUGAAGGGGAAGGGAGCAGAGGCAGCCUCGGCUUGCAGAGCGUGACCCCUGCCAAGCACUUGGGAUAAGGGAAGGAGUUGAGCUGCCCAUUUAAUUCCAGACACCUGUAUGAAACCAAAAUCGAUGGAGCGGGGAGAAGUUAAGAAGCGUUGCGAGCCUCGGGCUUUAGUUGGUGCAGGAUCCUCGCCCACCUGAGCUGCUGCCAUAGGUGUAAAACCACUCUUGUUACCUGAUGAAGUCUCCCGUGGGCCAAGCCCUGGUGAUGGCAAAGCGUGACUGGCGAGUGGUAGCGCGAUGUGAAGUGCGUUAGACUCUCGAGCCUCUUACACCGUGUGGUCUGGUCUGUCUGUUGUGUCGAUUUGCAAGUGUGUGACGCGAGUGAUGCUCAUCCUACACGCACAUAUCCAAACAAAAAAAAAUCUUCGUUUAAGUAUAUUCCGCUUUGUCUGUGUAACCAAGUGGGACAGAAAGCAAGUCUGCCAGUGCUGUUUACAUGACUAUAAUGUGUAAUGCUCCUCUGUCUAAUGUUGCCAUAUGCCUUAUGUGUUUCAAAUGGUAAUUAAAAGCGUAACAAAGCC
Messenger RNA from Cuculus canorus (common cuckoo), 5400 nucleotides. It is a transcript of the gene VAT1, whose product is annotated as vesicle amine transport 1. Lineage: Eukaryota; Metazoa; Chordata; Aves; Cuculiformes; Cuculidae. Gene Ontology annotation, molecular function: oxidoreductase activity; zinc ion binding. The coding region runs from base 60 to 1187 and encodes 375 amino acids. The transcript is spliced from 6 exons. The record is from RefSeq and is a predicted model, not a curated record.